Pecten maximus is the source of this 2749-nucleotide messenger RNA. Its product is annotated as pituitary homeobox x-like. The transcript is spliced from 3 exons. Gene Ontology annotation, biological process: regulation of transcription by RNA polymerase II; anatomical structure morphogenesis. Lineage: Eukaryota; Metazoa; Mollusca; Bivalvia; Pectinida; Pectinidae. Gene Ontology annotation, molecular function: DNA-binding transcription factor activity, RNA polymerase II-specific; RNA polymerase II cis-regulatory region sequence-specific DNA binding. The record is from RefSeq and is a predicted model, not a curated record. Gene Ontology annotation, cellular component: nucleus. The coding region runs from base 540 to 1475 and encodes 311 amino acids.
UUUAAGCAUGCCCAAACGAAACCAACUUAGAGUUGAUAUCUUGUAUAUAUUUGUGAUGGACGCCUGAGACAUUUACAUUUUAAGCUUGAGAUAAACAGUUUCACGGGUAAAAGCUACUUGCAUUUCGUUCGAUGAGGACACGGUGAACACGAGCCCGAACAGCCAAACAGACAUAAGAUAGCAAUAUUUAUCGACAUACAAGGCCAUGUAUCGGGAAGCUCUCUGGACAUAGUACUAUAUUUAAGCUGGAAGAUAUAUAUGCAAUGUAUCAAUGUUUAUGAAUGGACGAGAUGUGUUAAACUAAAAAACAAUUGCUGACAAGGUAAUUGUUUACAACUCUAGCGAACAAGGGUAUUAGACGUCAAGUCUGUGAGAGUAACACACAACGGAGAAGCGAAGCAUUGGAUGUUUAUUAUAAAUCUGCAGAUCUAUGUGGACUGGAUUUCACUUAAACAUUUAUAGACGGUGUCUUACGAUUUGUGAGAAAAGUUCUGUAUAUUCAAAAGAAAAUAUUUUCUACAUUUCACCAUUGUGGAUAAAUGGACACUUUACAUGAAUCGAUUUCGCUAGAAGACUUCGUGAUAGCAACAACUUCUCAGGCAAAUUCAGGCAUGACCAUGCACCAUUUGGACACACUUCCCAGUGUCCCCUCCGAAGGGGGGCUCACAUCCCCCUCCGCGCACGUGGGGAUUGUUGAUAGCCUUUCCCCAAGUUCCACCGACACCUCUAUAGAAAAACUCCACACAGAUUCCAGUGAGAAUUCAAAAACGAAAUCGGAAGACAGCGGAACGGAAGAAGAUAAAAAGAAGAAAAGACAACGAAGACAGAGAACACACUUUACCAGUCAACAGCUACAGGAACUGGAGGCGACAUUUGCCAGGAAUCGUUACCCAGAUAUGGCCACGCGAGAGGAAAUCUCCGCGUGGACAAAUCUAACAGAAGCGAGAGUUAGGGUAUGGUUCAAAAACAGAAGAGCAAAAUGGAGAAAAAGGGAAAGAAAUAUGGAAUCAUUCAAAACAGGAUUUGGUUCUCAGUUUACUGGGCUAAUGCAAUCACCAUUUGAUGACACCCUUUAUAACGGAUACCCGAACAACUACUGGGCUACAAAGGUACCAAGUCCUUUGGGAUCCAAGUCGUUUCCUUGGGGCCUAAACUCCGUCAACCCUCAUCUAUCUUCCGUAGUCUCAACGCAGCCGAUGUGUUUUUCUGCACCCUCAAGUAGUAUAAAUAACUCAAUGGUAGCCAAUGUGCCGAACCUUCCAAGCAACAUGACCAACACGGGUGCUCCCUGCCACUACGCCCCUCCAGCCCCUCCGUAUAUCUAUACCCCAAAUAGGGAUCAGUGCACGAACAGUAUCGCUUCCUUAAGACUGAAAGCCAAACAUCACUCUUAUGGUUAUCCACCCGUUAACCCCAGACAGCCCACACUGUCUGCUUGCCAGUAUGCAACAGUAGGUAAUGGCGGCGCCGUAUGAUACCGGAUGUGACGUAGUGCACGGAAACCAAUAUGGAGUGUUUGUCGGUGAUGGGGUACGAACAGAAAAUCUGAUUGAACUCAAUCUGUUUUCGUCCACCUGAGUAAAUGAUCUACUGCAAAACAUACUGUUUGUUGCAUUGGUUUGCAUUUAUCUUGAAUAUUAUUGUUAUACCUGAGGAUCUGAUUUCUCCACAAUGUGAAUCUUGCCACAAAACAGUGUUUUUGCAACAGGCAGCAGAAAUGAUAGAUCUGAAAAUGUACGCCGGUGAGCCGUACAAUGUAUGGGGCGACAUGACGUCAUUCGCGGGAGAAUAUGUCUGAAUUAUCGACAAUGUUGGUGCAGAAAAUAAAACGAAAUCCCAAACUGGACAAUGUUACCGUCUGGUCACGAUGGUCGAUGUUGAACUUUGACCUAAGGUCAGUAUAUGUGAUCUCCUUAUCCGCCAUCAACGCUAUCCUGACCAUGACUUCAGUCAAGGGCGCCACCUAUCGGUGAUCCAAUAUACGUCUCAUAUUUGACGCUUAUGAACAAUGUUUUAUUAUAUUUUGUUGGUUGAAUAGCUUUAUAAAUUUGGUAUAUAUGUAACGAACUCAAUAUUACGUCAUAGUUUGUACGUCACAAAUGCGUGACGUAUAUCACGUAAACUAAUGCCGUUACUAUGACGGCGCUUUCAGGGGCUAAUAUAUAAUGUAUUUAUAUAUCUUAUAUUCUUUUCAACAAUGACAUGUGGUUUGCCGUAAUUUAGUACAAUUAUAUGUUCAUCUGGGUCAUGUAAAUGUUUAGGUUUAGAUCAUCUAGUGACAGAAAUGUACAUCCGAACUUAGAAAUACUUCAAAUCCUGUGAUUUUGGCGAAUAUUCCUUUUUUCGCAAUGGGAUUUAAAAUCGAAAUGAACAAUAACAGUAACUGAUAUGUAUUGAUCUUUAUUUUAAUGAUUGUGUUUUAAUAACCAUUUUCAGCUAAAUUUAAAAUUAACGAACGACGCCCAAAUCACAUGGACGGAAAACUGCAAUGGUUUACAGGAUAGGCAAUUUCACAGACAAAGGAUGUAUGUAUAUAUCAGAUGAUGACAAACUUUGAAAUUAAUCGUGAAUUUUUAUUUCAAGAUAGUAUUGAUCAAAUUCUCACUCAAAGUGAUACGUAGUGCUAAAGGUUAGUAUUCCUUUGAGAUCGUACAUCGAUUUAAUUUUUGUUAUGCAGAAGGGGGCAUUGAGUAAUAUUUGUCUCUAACUGUUAAAAUAUGACAUUAAUAAAGUUUGGUAUAUUAAAAUA